Lactuca sativa (garden lettuce) is the source of this 1696-nucleotide messenger RNA. RefSeq names its product low-temperature-induced cysteine proteinase. The record is from RefSeq and is a predicted model, not a curated record. Gene Ontology annotation, molecular function: cysteine-type peptidase activity. Gene Ontology annotation, biological process: proteolysis. Lineage: Eukaryota; Viridiplantae; Streptophyta; Magnoliopsida; Asterales; Asteraceae.
GAAAGUAGUACUUGAUCAUUGAUCAGGUUAUCUAAGUGUAUUCCCGUGAGCCGUUGCCCUCGUCUCUCCAAUUAUAAAUUCAUUCCCUCCCCUCACCUUUCCACUCCAUCGUUCUCCUCUUCUCUCUUUUCAAGCUCCAACAAUGAAGCUCCUUCCAAUGGCGAUUUUUUUGCUUUUUGCUCUCUUCGUCGUCUCAUCAGCCAUGGACAUGUCGAUCAUAGGCUACGACGCAACCCACAUGACCACCUCCGAUGCAUCCUCCUCGAGCUGGCGCACCGAUGAUGAAGCCAACGCUAUGUACGAGUCUUGGCUCGUCAAACAUCGUAAAUUUUACAACGCCCUCGGAGAGAAGGAGCAGAGGUUUCAGAUCUUCAAAGACAACCUUAGGUAUAUAGAACAGCACAACUCCGGCGAUCACUCCUACAAGCUUGGACUUAACAAGUUCGCAGAUCUAACCAAGGAAGAGUUCCGGUUAGGCUACACCGGCGCUAAGACGGUCGGUUCUAGGCGGAAGUCGAACAACUUGAAGAGUGAUCGUUAUGCUCCCCGUUCCGGCGAUGCCCUGCCUGAUUUCGUUGACUGGAGGACCAAAGGUGCCGUCGCUGCCGUCAAAGAUCAAGGAAGUUGCGGGAGUUGCUGGGCAUUUUCAACAAUCGGAUCAGUAGAAGGGAUUAACCAGAUCACGACUGGUGAAUUGAUCACACUUUCAGAACAAGAACUGGUGGAUUGUGAUACAUCAUACAACGAAGGAUGCAAUGGUGGUGAUAUGGAUUAUGCUUUUAAAUUCAUCAUCAAAAAUGGCGGAAUAGACACUGACACAGACUAUCCCUACACUGGCAAAGAUGGAAGAUGCGACAGUUCCAGGAAAAAUUCAAAGGUUGUUUCUAUUGAUAGUUAUGAAGAUGUUCCUGUGAACGAUGAGUCAGCAUUGCUGAAGGCUGCUGCAAAUCAGCCUGUAACUGUUGCUAUUGAAGCUGGUGGCAGGGAUUUCCAGUUCUACACUUCGGGCAUCUUUACCGGUCAAUGUGGGACCGAUUUGGACCACGGUGUGGUUGUGGUCGGAUACGGGACUGAAGAUGGAAAGGACUACUGGUUAGUGAGAAACUCAUGGGCUGCGGACUGGGGUGAAGAAGGUUACAUAAGAAUGGAAAGAAAUAUAAAAGAAAAAGUUGGUAAAUGUGGAAUAGCAAUGGAAGCAUCUUACCCGAUUAAAAACGGUCAAAACCCACCUAACCCUGGUCCAUCACCACCUUCACCGGUCAAACCUGAAAUCAUCUGCGAUCAAUACGCCACUUGCCCUCAAAGCACCACAUGUUGUUGUGUCUAUAACUACCAUGGCGCGUGCUUUGCGUGGGGAUGCUGCCCCUUGGAAGGUGCUUCUUGUUGUGAUGAUAAUUACAGUUGCUGCCCUCAUGAUUAUCCCGUUUGUAACUUGCGCCGUGGCACUUGCUCAAAGAAGAAGAAUAGCCCAUUGGAAAUCCAGGCGUUGAAGCGUAUUCUUGCUACACCGACUGAUUUGAAGAGGAACUAUGCUUGAGGAAAUGAUGUGAUUUGUGUUAUUGAAGUUUUUAUUUAACUUUAAACUAUUUGAUUACCAUCUGAUUAUAAAUAUAAUCAGAUGCUCAUUUGUAAAUACUGCAUUGAUUCCUCCUGUACUGAAUUUGAUCAAGAGACAAGUUCAUGCUUUUCCUUUUUA